Aplosporella prunicola CBS 121167 is the source of this 606-nucleotide messenger RNA. RefSeq lists its product as uncharacterized. The record is from RefSeq and is a predicted model, not a curated record. The transcript is spliced from 3 exons. Lineage: Eukaryota; Fungi; Ascomycota; Dothideomycetes; Botryosphaeriales; Aplosporellaceae. Bases 1 to 606 code for a protein of 201 amino acids.
AUGCCUGUCCCCGCCUACGGAGCCGCUCCUCUCAGCAAGACCUUUGCAUUGGUCAGAUUGCUCGAGGUUGUAAGCAUGAUUAUCGUUGUCGGCAUAGCCGCCAACUUUGUCAACGAUAUUGUCACCAGUGGCAUUUCCCCUCCGAAGGAGGUCGUUGGCACUCUCACUGUCACUUGUCUCGCUACGCUUUAUUCCCUUGUCAGCAUUGCCUUUUUCUGGUCCGAGGCGUAUCUCGGCCUUCUGGUCAUGACCGCAGUCGAUUUUCUCCUUUCCAUCGCUUUCAUCGUCGUUGCCGUUUGCCUCGGCAAGCCUAUUUCCUUCCUCAACUGUCCCAACAUCCGAAGCACUUCUACGUCAAUCACCUCAGCGUCAGCGUACGCUUACGUCACCUCUAUCGAGAACAAUCUUAAUGUCGACGGCUCGACGUUGUCCCUGGCAUCCUUUGCCGGCGCGACCAAGGCCAACUGUUACGAGAGCAAGACGAUUUGGGGCUUGAGCAUUGUCCUUUGCAUCCUUUAUACGACGUCUUGCAUUCUGCUUCCGACGCUCUUCUUCAAAAACAAAAAAGCCAUUAACGCCGCGACGCCGGCCAAGGCCGAGCCCUAG